UCUCUAGUUUUAGUUUCGUUUGGAUGGAAACCUGCGCCCGGAAAGAAGAGCGGAAGAAAAAGUGAACAUUUUAAUCAGUUUGGUGCCGAUAAAAUGCAAAAAUUGCUCGGAAAUUGCGACAAUUUGUAGCGCAGAUUGCGGGAAUAUCGUGUAACAAGUAGUUGGAGUGCGCAUUUUUGAUUAAAUUAAAGUUGGAAGUUGUUUGGCGCCGCGAUGUGAAGAAAAAGAAACAAGCGAUUAUCAAACUCCUGUCAUCGCAGGGAGACGCAAGGAGUCAUACAAAAAAAGAAGAGUGGCAAGAAAUCGAUUCCCGCGGACGAAUGAAAGGAAGAAAAAAAAGGACUGAAUUUGCUAGAAGAACAAGAACGAGUCUGUUUUGAUUCGUAAUUUUUGACGUUUUCUGUGUAGAGGGGGAGUAAAAAGGAAAAAGGACGAAUCCCGAUCGAUUGGAAGCAAAAUACCUACGUGGGCUAAUCCGUUUUUCUCGGGAAGGAUAUCUUAGUUUGUAAUGUCCGCAUCUGGAAGCUCUUCCCCCAAUAGCAACAGCAACAACAUAUCGAGCAGCAGUGGCAACAACGGCACGGAACCAAGCUCCGAUAGGCAUAAUAGGAGUAAUUCCAGUUCCGGAAGGACUCCCCGCAAAUUGACGGCCGGUAGCAGCUCGGCGGGGAGCAACGGAACAUCCUCCUCCAGCAGCACCGGCGGAAGUUCCUGCAUUUGGUGCGGCGAGAACAAGAACCCGCUCAAAUACGUCCUCCCGACGCAGAACGGCAAGAAGGAGUUCUGUUCCGAGACCUGCAUCCUCGAGUUCCGGAAGGCGUACAGCAAAGGGGCGUGCAUCCAGUGCGAUAAUGUGAUACGGGCCAAUGCACCGAAACCAAACUAUUGCUCCACGUUCUGCAUGAAGAAGCACCAGAAAAAGGCGGCCGUCGUCGCGGUUGGCAGCGGGUCCUCCCAGUUGGCAUCUCGGUCCCAGUCCGGUGAUGCUUUCUCCACUAUUUCGGGGUCAGCGAUGGCCAACACAACGUCGUCGCCGUCCGGUACGUCGUCAUCCACACAGGUUCCCAAAAUCAAUGGGAAUAAUAACAAUAAUAACAGCAGUAGCAACAAUAACAACAAUGGACGGAAGAGCAGCGGGAAUUCCCCAGGACGAGAGCCGACCCGAAUCAGUCCGGUGACCACGACCACGACGACCGGUCCCUUCCAGUACGAAAGUUUUCACGUAUUCGACUGGACCGAGUACCUGCGUGAAUCCGGCAGCGUUCCGGCCCCGGCAGAAUGUUUCAAACAGGCGGUGGUACCGCCCACGAAUGAGUUCAAAAUUGGCAUGAAGCUGGAGGCACUAGAUCCCCGGAAUGUCACAUCAACCUGCAUAGCCACCGUGGUUGGCGUUUUGGGAUCUCGGUUACGGCUGCGACUCGACGGCAGCGACAACAAAAAUGACUUCUGGCGACUGGUGGAUUCGACCGAGAUUCACCCCAUUGGCCAUUGCGAACAGACGGGAGAGAUGCUGCAGCCUCCGCUCGGGUUCCGCAUGAAUGCCAGCAGUUGGCCGACGUUUCUGCUGAAAACGCUCAACGGAGCUCCGAUGGCACCGGCACAUAUUUUCAUGCCGGAACCACCAACGCCCAAGUGCAAUUUAUUCCAGGUUGGACAGAAGCUGGAAGCUGUCGACAAAAAGAAUCCGCAACUGAUUUGCUGUGCAACAGUAGAUGCGGUGAAAGAGGAUCAGAUCCAUGUGACGUUCGACGGCUGGCGAGGAGCUUUCGAUUACUGGUGCCGUUACGAUUCGCGGGACAUUUUCCCCGUAGGAUGGUGUGCCAAAAGCUGCCAUCCCAUGCAACCACCUGGCCAGAAAAAUAAAAUGGACGGCAGCGGAAGUCGAUCGAAAGCUUCUCGUUCUUCUUAUACCAUGAUAUCCGAACCGGAUUCUAUGACCCCAACAAGCCCAGUGACAGCGCAUUUUCAUAGUCGAUGCAAGGGUGGCCCGUUCAUCAAUAGCUCCAAGCUGCCAUCGAUGGUAACCGCUCCGAAUCACCAGACUUUGGCAAAACUUUGUCUACAAGAGGUGCUAGCCGCUUCCAAGGAUCAUUCCCAACUGUCCCCGCUACUUUUUGGCCUGGAAGGCGAAGUUCACAUUGUGACCGCAGCCGGUAAAAACUUCACGGUCAAAAUUCCGGGCAACAUUCGACAAAAAGGCAACACCGGACUUUCCGACUUUUUGGAAACGCUUUGUACUGCAUGCAGGGCAUGCAAACACCUGAUAACUUUGGAACCGGGUCCGGAACAGUGCGAUGCUUGUAUGGUGCAAUCCACGCCGCUGAAGAGGCCUAUCAAAACCGAACCAACCGUACGAUCGGCGAGUCCACCUCCGACGGCAGCAUCCUCUCCAAAGGCAGCGGCCACUACGCGAGAGUCACAGCAAGAUCAUCCACGAAGUCCUUCGCCGAAGCGUAAGGCGGUCGAACUGGAGACGGCUACCUCGACGACAAACAACGAACCCAGUUCUUCGUCGCCCCCGCCACAGACACCAGCCGCCACGCAAUCGUCGCCAUCCGCCGUCGCAACCAUCCAUCCAACGCCCUCGUCAACGGUUACAGUUCCAUCUCCAGCCCCGACAGCCCCGGUAACUCCUAAUAGCACAACGCCCAAGGUGGAUCACCAGAACCCGGUGGCUGCUGCAGUUGCAGCCGCGGCGGCUGCAAUAGCGGCUCCUUCUUCAUCGUCUACCGUGUCCGCUUCGGCGGCAUCCCCUGCCCAGGCACCGAUCCCAGUGGCCCAUUCGACCCCAACGGCAAAUAUCGCCCCGGCACCAGCAGCGACCACCAUGAUUCCAAGCAUACCGGUGCCACCGAGCACACCCCUGGCCGUUCCCCUGCAACCCCUGCCAUCGUCAUCGAUGGCCGCGCCGCUGCAGGUGCUAACCGUUGCGCCUCCCGUCGUACUACAAGCCCCUCCGAUGUUAUCCAGUGCGCAGCAGCUGAUCCCGAUGCAGAUACCAUCCACGAUGGUAUCCGUUGCAUCGUCCGGUCCGCAGAUGCCACGUGGUCAGACUAGCGACUGGACCAUCGAGGAUGUGAUACGAUUCAUUGCCGUACAGGAUCCAGCGCUGGCCGUUCAUGCCGAUCUCUUCCGGAAGCAUGAAAUCGAUGGCAAAGCAUUGCUUCUGCUCAACAGUGACAUGAUGAUGAAGUACAUGGGACUGAAGCUGGGACCUGCGCUCAAGAUUUGCAAUCUGGUCAGCCGAGUGAAGGGACGUCGCCACAAUCUGUCGUCAAUGUAAAUUUUUGUUUCCGAUGGUCCGUUGUUUUAUUUUGGAUUAUUUUUGGUCGUGGUAAGUACGCCCAUUUUAGUGCUAUAUCAUUAAUCCACUCUCGACGAUUUUGGAUGGUGGAUUUCUCAUUUGAUGCAUUUGGCUUGUUUUAUUUUGAUGACUACACACAAACACAUUUAUGUAUGGAUUCGCGAGGAAUGACUAUUGUGUGACAGAGUUGCUAGCAGUGAUCCGGAAUAUGGUCCGGUAACGAACUUCAAUCUGUAUCUAUUUAUGUUUUCUUUAGCACAUUAUACAUAAAAAUGUAACGAAUGAGCAGAUAUUGAUACAAGAGAUAAGAGGAGUAGAGUUAGAAAGUUGCAGUUGAACUAGUAUUAAGUAGGGCGAGAGGUGUGUGAAAAGGGUGACACUUUUUUCAAAGGUGAUCUUGGUCGACGGAAGAAACGUUAGAAUAACAAGAGAUGCGCUUUUUGUUUGUACGUGAUUUUGUUCCCUUUGCUAUUAUAUUAUACGAUUUUUUUUAAUGAAAUGGGGAAACAAAACCAUGUUGAGAAUAAUUUAUAUCUGUGAAUGUUUAAACAAGCAUAUUUUUUUUUUACUUUGAAAUCAGGUAUAAUUUAAGAAUUGUUAAUGGCAAAGUAGAUGCUAUUUAUUUGUUUCACAAUAAACAGUCAUUUUCUUUUAACACUGUAUAGCAAAUAGUGUACUGCUUCACAAAAAAUACACAACGAUACACACUCACUCUAUCACGGAAAAAAAUGACAUUCUAAUCAAACCAUAAAUAAAACAAAUAGUAUGCUGAAUAGAUAAAUGUACGACCUGAAGAUUUAUCUCAACACAGUUAGACUGCGGCGUAUUGUAAUUGUUAUUUUACAUGUAGAAUCUUGCGUUCGCUACAUGCGUUAUAUAUGCCAUUUUUUCACUUUCCUUGACCCUACAAUGGAUGUACUUCAUGCUUUCUCUGAGCGACGAAAAUUGACCCCUAGUGAAAGAAAUUUACGCUUCUAGGGUGCCGCAUCAAUUCGUCAUAAGAAAGAGGAAAAGUGUCUUCGUCUAAAAUACGACAAUUCCACAAUCAAACAGAAUCCGGCGAAUCAUUCAUAUUUAUAAUUUCACAGUAGCGAAGCGCGUGCUUUUACUCUCAAUAAAGGUUGGUUUUGUGUUGAUCUACUAUGCCUUAAAAUUUAUUAUAUUUAAAAUCUCUCCUCAAUCGAUCUCAUGAAAGCUUAUCAGAAAUCUAAUUUUGCAACAUCAUUCCAAUUGUGUCGGAAAGAAACAAAAAAAGUGAAAAGGUUUAACACUGUCCGCGGUAUUUUGGGUGAGGACAAAUUCUCUCUCCUGACCCUUUGUGUUUAUGCGCCAUUCAAGUGUUCGUAGUAGUUUUGAUUCCACCUUUCGAUCAACUUGCGUCUAUCCGUCAAGAUGCACCCGUCCUUAUCCAUGCAAAUUUCGCUCGCAGCACGAAGCUUUUGCGAUAUGCGUUAUGCGAUAUGCGUAAAACUACUUCCUCGUUUCUUGAAAAUGUUAAAAUCAUUAUUUUUCUUAGUACUUGACUUUUUCUGAGCAGCGCUUUUCUCUCCCAAUUUGCAGAUUUGCUCUUGGCGGGUUUGUCCGUGCUGCUUUCUUCAUCUUCAAAACCUCCUAGAACUCCUCGUCAAACUAAUCGUUUCUUGAGAUUCGUUCGACAGCGCCAUAAGUGACUGCUUUGACUGUCCUCCAUCAGUCAUCAAAAGGAAGCUUAUCGAGCUCUCCCUCAUCCUGUAACGCUGCCUCAAGAAGCUGCGCCUAUACAUUGUGGACUCCUAGGUGUUUCAUUCGCGCUUGAUUUUUCCUGAUUUGUAUCAGUACCAUACUUUUUCUUCUUGUACUUGGAAUUGUGUUCCCACUAGACAGAGCCUUCUCAGCUGAGUGUUAUAGAAGCAACAGUUCAAAACUAUCGUAGCAUGAAAUCAGCACAAGCAAGAUUUAACAUCAACAUCCUUGAUCAACACAAUACACCGCAAGUCUAACACCAUCAUGGAUAUUCUCAUCAAAUUGGUUGAAUAGGUGCAUAAGUUAUAUGAAAUUCGUAUCUCCAUGAAAGAGCAUAUAAAUAUUUCGUAUAUGUUUCACUUAAGUAUUUAUAUUAGCAACAAUAUGUAACAAAACUUGCAAUAGAAAAUAAAUCUCACUUCACUCGUAUACUUCCUUAAACAACAACAAAACACUUAUACUAAGCACCAGCCGAUUUAAAACAUACCUAUCUGAAAUCAAAAUAUUUUAAUUUGACACCCCUGUCACGUACACACAGUUAUUACUCAUUCGAUGAUUGAAGAUUGGCUCAAACUCUAAGAAAAGUCCCUGUAAUAAAAAAAAAGUCUAGCAAACGGCACUUAUGCCAGGUAGCAACAGAACAGCACCAUAGACGUUAGCAAAAUCACGCAAGAAAAAAAAACUAUCCUCCCACUAAGAUAUCACACUUCUCACGACGUACACCCGAUGAAGAUGAUAGUGAAUGCGCAGAAAUAAUUCUAGAUGUACAUACAAUAGCAACUGUAAUAAAUGAUAAAACAAAACCCUACGUAAGUCAGCAAGAAGGCGGUAAUGAAGAAUAUUGAACGACUAGGCAAAAUGAUGUAAUUCAAACACACAGUGAAUCACAAAUCACCGGAAAUAUCUCGCUCGUCUCGUCCACACUCGAAAUAGGUAAACGUACGGCGAACAGUAGUAAAUAUUGGCACAACUUUGUGGACUUUUCUAAUCCCAAAUCUAUGAGACGAAGAAUUUUUAUUUUACCUUUCCUUCAUACCGGUCUAGGUAGUGGAUGAAAAGCGAUUGCGACAAGGCAGUCGGAAUGUACAGAUGAUCUUGUGGAAAUAAUGUUGAGGAAAACACGCUAUCAAAUAGAGAUGUUUUGUGAUGAUUGUGAAUAAUGAA
This is a messenger RNA of Aedes aegypti (yellow fever mosquito), 6190 nucleotides long. It is a transcript of the gene Scm, whose product is annotated as polycomb protein Scm. The transcript is spliced from 5 exons. Gene Ontology annotation, biological process: regulation of DNA-templated transcription. NCBI's taxonomy places the organism in Eukaryota, Metazoa, Arthropoda, Insecta, Diptera, Culicidae. Gene Ontology annotation, molecular function: zinc ion binding; protein binding. Bases 509 to 3283 code for a protein of 924 amino acids. Gene Ontology annotation, cellular component: nucleus. The record is from RefSeq and is a predicted model, not a curated record.